Dermochelys coriacea (leatherback sea turtle) is the source of this 7237-nucleotide messenger RNA. RefSeq names its product solute carrier family 8 member A1 (gene SLC8A1). Gene Ontology annotation, biological process: calcium ion import across plasma membrane; cell communication; sodium ion transmembrane transport. Gene Ontology annotation, cellular component: axon; postsynapse; sarcolemma. Gene Ontology annotation, molecular function: calcium:sodium antiporter activity. The record is from RefSeq and is a predicted model, not a curated record. NCBI's taxonomy places the organism in Eukaryota, Metazoa, Chordata, Testudines, Dermochelyidae. The transcript has 12 exons. The coding region runs from base 328 to 3243 and encodes 971 amino acids.
GAAGCAAAAGCAGAAAAGCACAGAUAAGCGGAGAUCCAGCUAUGCAAACCAUGUUUAGAGACACUUAAAGGACAAGCUCCUUUCUUUCGGGUAAAUUUAGAGAAGCUAUUGUACGAGGUGCUUACACAUAGCUACUGAGACUUGACAGCGUAAAUGUAUGAGAUGUGAGAACUGUCACAAAGCCCGUGGGAAGCAACUAACAAUCGUUAAGCUGAGACAAAGAAUCCAGUUUAUGUCCAGUUGUUCUCGUUUGCAGCUUUCUGAAAGGCUCAGCACCUUGAACCACCAGGUAGGAAGACAUUUGGAAGCUGGUCAGACAAAGCUAUCAUGUUGAGGUUAAGUCAUUCACCUGCCUUUCCUGAAGGUUUUCACCUUUUAAGUAUUGUGGCACUCUUGCUAUUCCAUGUGGACAAAGCAUAUGCAGAAAGUCCAACAGAAGAAGAGCCAAACAACACUGCAGUAUGUACUGGUACAUAUUUUUGCAAACCAGGUGUGAUUUUACCUAUCUGGGAGCCCCAAGACCCUUCAUUUGGCGAUAAAAUUGCUAGAGCUACUGUCUAUUUUGUGGCCAUGGUCUACAUGUUCCUAGGUGUAUCCAUCAUAGCUGACCGCUUCAUGUCCUCUAUAGAAGUCAUUACAUCCCAAGAGCGAGAGAUAACUAUCAAGAAGCCCAAUGGUGAGACGAGCAAAACCACAGUGAGGAUUUGGAAUGAGACUGUGUCCAACCUAACAUUGAUGGCUUUGGGUUCUUCAGCCCCUGAGAUUCUACUUUCUGUUAUUGAAAUAUGUGGUCAUGGUUUCACUGCAGGGGAUCUCGGACCGAGCACCAUUGUAGGCAGUGCUGCCUUUAACAUGUUCAUCAUUAUAGCCAUAUGUGUCUAUGUGGUUCCAGAUGGAGAAAUACGGAAGAUUAAGCAUCUACGAGUGUUUUUUGUGACAGCAGCUUGGAGCAUCUUUGCCUACACUUGGCUUUACCUUAUUUUAUCUGUCAUAUCGCCCGGUGUUGUGGAGGUCUGGGAAAGCUUGCUCACUUUCUUCUUCUUUCCCAUUUGUGUGGUGUUUGCGUGGGUAGCUGACCGAAGGCUUUUAUUUUACAAGUAUGUCUACAAGAAGUACAGGGCUGGCAAACAGCGAGGCAUGAUCAUUGAACAUGAGGGUGACCGGCCAUCAUCCAAAGCUGACAUUGAAAUGGAUGGCAAAGUGGUUAACUCCCAUGUGGAGAACUUCUUAGAUGGUACCCUGGUUCUGGAGGCAGAUGAGAAGGAUCAAGAUGAUGAGGAAGCAAGGAGGGAAAUGGCUAGAAUCCUGAAGGAGCUGAAACAGAAGCACCCAGACAAAGAAAUAGAACAGCUGAUCGAAUUAGCUAACUACCAGGUUCUGAGCCAACAGCAAAAGAGCCGAGCCUUUUAUCGCAUUCAGGCUACUCGGCUAAUGACGGGUGCUGGCAACAUUUUGAAGAGACAUGCUGCGGAUCAGGCACGGAAAGCUGUCAGCAUGCAUGAGGUCAACUGUGAAGUGGUGGAAAAUGACCCUAUCAGUAAGAUCUACUUUGAGCAGAACACCUACCAGUGUCUCGAGAACUGUGGCACUGUAGCUUUGACCAUUGUUCGCCGAGGUGGUGACUUGACCCACAUCGUGCACGUUGACUUCAGAACAGAAGAUGGCACAGCCAACGCAGGGUCUGAUUAUGAGUUUACCGAAGGGACAGUGGUCUUCAAGCCUGGCGAGACACAGAAGGAAAUCCGCAUUGGCAUAAUUGACGACGAUAUCUUUGAGGAGGAUGAGAACUUCCUCGUUCACCUCAGCAAUGUGCAAGUGAGCACUGAAGCAUUGGAUGAAGGAAUUCUGAAGGCCAACCAUGUCGCAACGCUUGCCUGCCUGGGGUCACCCUGCACUGCCACUGUUACCAUCUUUGAUGAUGAUCAUGCGGGCAUCUUUACCUUUGAGGAGCCAGUCACUCACGUAAGCGAGAGCAUUGGAACCAUGGAAGUGAAAGUGCUGAGAACGUCCGGCGCUCGAGGAAAUGUUGUUUUGCCCUACAAAACCAUUGAAGGCUCAGCCAGAGGGGGAGGAGAGGACUUUGAGGAUACUUGUGGGGAGCUUGAGUUCCAGAAUGACGAGAUUGUCAAAACGAUAUCAGUCAAAAUAAUUGAUGAUGAGGAGUAUGAGAAAAACAAGACCUUCUACCUUGAGAUUGGGGAGCCCCGUCUGGUGGAGAUGAGUGAGAAGAAAGCCCUGUUGUUGAAUGAGCUUGGUGGCUUCACAAUAACAGGAGGGAAACUUCUGAAUGGCAAACCUGUCUUCAGGAAGGUCCAUGCUAGAGAACAUCCAAUUCCUUCUACUGUAAUCAGCAUUCAAGCAGAGAAUGAAGAGAAACAGCCACUGACGAGCAAAGAGGAGGAAGAGCGCCGCAUUGCAGAAAUGGGACGCCCGGUACUGGGAGAACAUACCAAACUAGAAGUCGUUAUUGAAGAAUCCUAUGAGUUCAAGAAUACUGUGGACAAGCUCAUUAAGAAGACAAACCUAGCCCUUGUGGUUGGAACUAACAGCUGGAGAGAACAGUUUAUUGAAGCUAUCACAGUCAGCGCUGGCGAGGAUGAUGACGAUGAUGAAUGUGGGGAAGAGAAGCUGCCCUCCUGCUUUGAUUAUGUGAUGCACUUUCUGACCGUCUUCUGGAAAGUCCUUUUCGCCUUCGUCCCCCCAACAGACUACUGGAAUGGCUGGGCCUGCUUCGUCGUCUCCAUCCUAAUGAUUGGUUUGCUGACGGCUUUCAUCGGGGACUUGGCAUCCCAUUUUGGCUGCACCAUUGGCCUGAAGGAUUCAGUGACUGCAGUCGUGUUUGUUGCGUUGGGAACUUCAGUGCCAGACACCUUUGCCAGCAAAGUGGCGGCUACACAGGAUCAAUAUGCCGACGCCUCGAUUGGGAACGUCACCGGGAGCAAUGCUGUGAAUGUUUUCCUAGGGAUUGGCGUGGCCUGGUCCAUCGCUGCCAUCUACCACGCAGCAAACGGGGAAGUGUUCCACGUCUCCCCUGGCACCUUGGCUUUCUCCGUCACCCUCUUCACCAUUUUUGCUUUUAUCAGUGUGGGUGUGCUGCUUUACCGGCGGAGACCAGAGAUUGGAGGUGAGCUAGGCGGGCCGCGGACUGCCAAGCUUCUGACAUCAUCCCUCUUUGUGCUCCUUUGGCUUUUGUACAUAUUAUUCUCAUCUCUGGAAGCCUACUGCCACAUAAAGGGCUUCUAAAGGAACAAUCAGAGAUAGUAAAUACAUCACUAGAGAUCUAUAUGUAUCUAUAUAGAAAGCUAUAUAGGUAUAGCUAGAGAUACAACAUUGUGUAUAAUGAACAGAGGAAAAAGAAAAGACAUUUGCCAUGUUCACUUACCUGCUGAUGGAAUGCAGCUUGAGCAUUCUUUAUACUAGGCAGGAGUAAGAAUUCAGCAAGAUUCUUAACCAGGGGUUGCAGCAUAUUAAAGGAGGCACAGAUGCAGGGCCAUCUUUGCAACUCUACCUACAAGAGUGAAUGAUAUUGACUUUAUUGUUGCUCCCACCCUGCCCCCUGGGGAGGAUUGAUCUGAAAUGUAAUUUGGGCUUUUCAGUAAUGCAGGGGCCAGAAUAGCUGUUAAGAAGCCGAAUGGUGGAGGGAAGGCGAGGAAUAGGGGACUUCAUGACUUUCUUACAAAAGUCUAUUUGCCUUCAUAUAUUGAGGACAUGCAGAUCUGUCCCCACUGAAUGAAAACAAGAGUCGGGACUGAAGAAGGAAGUCCAGGGGUUCAAGAGCUUUCUACCAAUAGGAUGGAAACCCCACUGCUGUUCUUGCUUGGAUGCCCCAUUUAUUAUUCAGUUGUUAGAGUAUUGACAUGUUGAGAGUCACAAGAACAGUGCAAGCCAUUUCCUUAAUUUUUGGCUGUAUUAUGAUCAGCAUGCCCUCUCCCCAUACCCUGCAAACAAAAUCAGCGAGCCAACCCCCGCCAGCCCCCGCCCCCGCUGUGCCUUGCAGGCACCUGUCCAAACCCUUUGUCUCAAGUCCCUGUUUUAGUUCUGACAGAAUCUUGUGGGCUUUACUUUCGUUGCCGUCCAUUUCCUGCCCAGUCCCUAGUGCAUUGUUCCUGUCUCAUAUUCCUGAUUGGGAAUGCUGUUGUGGUACUUGUAACACUUUGCAUGAAUGAAGUAUCCCAUAUCUGUAUAUAGCAUUGUAUAGCAAUAGUCCAUUCAGCAGUGUGGAUCAGAUGCUGAAGAAGAGAGUGAGUUUUCUUUUCACCCAGGUUUAGUUUUUGUUUUGUUUUGGUUUUUUUUCUUAAUGGGAUAACGGGAAGUGGCUAACCCUUUAGCACUCUACACAGGGGUUUUUAAGAAGCAAUAACAAAGAACUGUGCAGCUAUAAAUGCUAAAGGGAAGAAUCUGUGCAAAACGCAUCAUAAAGUCUUAGAAUGAAAUCCUGACUCCAUUAAUUCAAUGGCAAAAUUCCCAUUGACUUCAGUGGGGCAGGAAUUUACCCAUAUGGGGUGAUCCAGAGCUCACUGAAGUCAAUGCAAAUACUUCCAUUUACUUCAAUAGGUUCUGCAUCAGGUCCAUAAAGAUUAACAUACCAUUUUAAGGGUCAGAGCCUGCCACCCUUGCUCAUGGAGCAUAGAACUUUGUCCUGUGACUAGUCGCUUUGAAUACAAAGGGGUUAAGUACCAGUCAGCCUGGGCAUGAAUGGCAGCACCAGCCCCUGAAUAAGCAAACCACGCCUGGGUUUUGUAAGCAUCAGUUUUUACCCGUUUGGCUAUUUUACAUCUUCUGCAGCUGCAACAGAUGUCACAUAUCAUCGGUGUUUGUGAGUGGCGGCUAUAGAACCCCUGGGCUCCAUUUCUGUUCUCCUGCUCACCGUCUCUGAGGGUUAGCUACAUCCCUGUGUGUGGACAUUAAGCAGAGGCGAUCGGCAGGACUUUACAACUGCAUCUCAACUAGGGCUACUUGAGGACUGAAGAAGUCAAUGGUGGGGUUGGAGGAAUGUAACGUCUCCAAGAUCUCCAAUAGUCAAAGCAUUCUCAGCAGAUACAGGGUGAAUCUUGCAUUGUCCAGCAGCGAUUGCAUUUAACACUAUGAAUUAUUGUGGUGGUUAUUUAUUAUCUGUUGUGCACCACAACAAUAUGCUCGACUCUGUACAAUGCACAGGUGGCAAGACUGUCCCCACCCUGGAGACGUUGUCAUGUCGAAGACAGACAUUGUCAGAGGUCCUAGAGGAAGGAGCUACCCUAGCUGAUCUGGUUUUCCCUUCAUUUUCAUCCAUUGUAUGACCUUUUCAUUUUCCAUUUUUGUUCCCCACAGAAGCAAUGGCUCUGCAGGAGGGAUUGGAACCAGGAGAGGGUGGGGCCUGACACAUUGGGAUUGAGGGGUCAGUCUAUGCACACUUGACAUCAGGGAAGGAGCUGUAAGAAGAGAUUGGAGGGGGAGCCAUGGCUGGCAUCGCUCACAGAGGAAAGGGGUCAGCAGGGGCAUAAGGGGGGGCGGGAGGUAGGCGGGAUCCCAGAGCUAGGCCAGGACUGAGUUCAGCAGGGCCUUGAACCUAAGGACAGGAAGGUUUGAACUCAUGAUGAUGGGCAAGGAGCGCUGCAUGGAGGACAAGGCAGAGGAUCUGGUUAUGACACUGGUGGGAGCAAUAUGGGUAGCAGAGAGGAGCAGGUUGCAGGAUUCAGUGGGGCCAUGGGCACAGGAAGAAGGACUGAAAUGUUGAGAGGCUGAGGCUGUCAGCCUGAGUCAUGUAUUGAGUUUGAACCUUAGGCCCUGAGCCAGCAAAGGGGUCUGCCCACAUGGACCCUUGACCCACAGGCUGCAAUCUGGGGCGUGGUCACUUAGGAGGAGAUUCUGCCCUGCCCUUCCAUGAGUGCACCGUGAUGGAGCUGGGCAGUCUCAUGACCUUUCUCCCUCGCUUGGGGUGCCUGAGUCCAAGCCCCUCAGAAUUGCUGUCCCUUCACUCAGAGAAGCACCCCUCCCCCAUGAAGCCUCGGUGUGCCUGGGAGAAAAGGUGCUCCUGGGAGGCAGAGCAGGUCUGCAGGACCCACUUCCUGUGCACUGUGUUUUCCGAAAGCCCUGCCCCCAAAGCCCAUACUUCCCGGCCCACUUCCACCCCUGACGUUAUCAUCCCUCGGUAUAGAAGUGCCUGGGCAGGGUCAGUCCCAGCCCUUGUGACUGAGUGCACCACAUAGCUGGGUUCAAGAGUGGGGAAGCAUUUCUGCACAGAGCAGAUGACAAUUUCACGGCCGAUGUUCCCACUCUCUGAGACCCCAAUCCUGCUGCAUGAGUCGCCCCAUGGAUUUCAGUAGGCCAAGCUGUGUAGCAAGAGGCGACAAGGCAUAAGGAAGUGUGGCAGCAUUGGUCCCUAAAGGACUGUUUUACCAAGACAAAUGAGAAGCAAGAAGAAGUUUGGGGUGACAGUCGUCUUAGCAGCCUUUGUAACUCCCAUUUGAUUCCCCUAAGCUCAACAUAGUAAAGAUACUUUGAUAUGUUCACAUUUAAAAACAAUGGAAAAUAGAAGCACAAGCCAGUGGCUUAUAAAUAACUGCUCAAACCCUCAGCUGGUGUGAAUUAGCAUCUCUCCAUUGACCCCAAGGGAGUGAUGUCAAUUCACUUCUGAUGAGAAGCUUUCCUUGUAUAUUAUGAAUGAAAUAUCUAAAAGAGGAACUGCAGAGAUACUACUUUGCAUUAGCAUUACUAGCUUUUUUUUUUUCCUUUUCCACUCUUUCCCUCUCCCUAAAUCACAGCCAGCAUGUCCCUUGGUAGCAUCUUCAGAUCCAGCGGAAGGGCAUGUCUGACAUUGGUGUACCUGGUUGGCCGUGGAAGUGGGGGGAGAUUUUGCACUCAUUUUGAACAAACUGUGGAAGGUUUUUCAUUAUCUUGUUGUGCAUUUUCACCUAGGAAUAUAUUGAUUUUUUUUUCUUGUAAACUCAUUUUUCACUUUAAAUGAGAGUGUUUUUUUCUUCUUUUAAUUUUUAUUCUUGGGGUGGGGGGAAGGGAAGGGAAUUAGAGCCUGAUUCUGGUUGUUCAGGAUUAUGAUUGCCUUUGUGUACAAUGAUUUCAUUUCAUUUGUUUGGGUUCAUUAAUUUUUUUUGUGUGUAUUGUCCACAGUCAUAGGCAGCAAGUACACUGAUUGUGAUGAUCCUUAUCAAUAGUGCACAGCCACACAGAAAAAUAAAGUUUCUAAUUGUUUCUGAUUUACACAAUAGAGUGGCUGCAUAUUCUCUAUGGGACAUCUCUC